UUUGGACAUUUUUCGAUAUUUUUAAUCAAUAAAUAAUACAAAAAAUAAUAUACAUUUCGUAAAUUGUUAAUAAACUCUACAGUGAAGAACAACAGUGGCUUGUUAAAAUGAUAUUUUCCAAGCAAAAUACUAUUAUUUUUUCAUUUAUUGUAAUAUUUUCUUUAGUGCAAUUUAGAAAUUGUGAAGAUCCUGACUCUAAAGUACUUGUAGACUCUGUAAGCAAUGGUGGCUCAAACAAACAGGAACCUGCUAAUACAGCGCAACCUACACAGAUAAAUAUUGAAACAACAUCAAAUUCAAUCCAACAACCAUCAGCAACACCAAAUAAAAAAAACUUAUUUUGUAAAUUUAUUCGUACGCCCUUUAAUGCAUGUAAGAUGGUUUUUGAAGACACAAUCAAAUCAAUUCGGAAUAAUUUAUUAAAAGUCAAGAACAAUAUUAUUUCUAUGUAUAGACCACCGGUCACAACUGUCAACAACGUUGUUGGUUGAUUUGAUUGAAAUUAUCCGUGUUAUCAUGUUAUUUGUUAUCAUUUAAAUAUCUAAUAACAUAAAAAAAAACAGAAAAUA
Melanaphis sacchari is the source of this 569-nucleotide messenger RNA. RefSeq lists its product as uncharacterized. NCBI's taxonomy places the organism in Eukaryota, Metazoa, Arthropoda, Insecta, Hemiptera, Aphididae. The record is from RefSeq and is a predicted model, not a curated record. The coding region runs from base 108 to 491 and encodes 127 amino acids. The transcript is spliced from 3 exons.